This is a messenger RNA of Bipolaris sorokiniana ND90Pr, 1576 nucleotides long. RefSeq lists its product as uncharacterized. NCBI's taxonomy places the organism in Eukaryota, Fungi, Ascomycota, Dothideomycetes, Pleosporales, Pleosporaceae. The transcript has a single exon. The coding region runs from base 41 to 1507 and encodes 488 amino acids. Gene Ontology annotation, molecular function: tRNA (cytidine-N3)-methyltransferase activity. The record is from RefSeq and is a predicted model, not a curated record.
CGCAUAUAUACGCGACAGGACGCAACUUUACAACGACACAAUGGCUGCUGAUAUGGAUGCCACAAAGGGGCUGGAGAAGGAUGUAGGGGGAAGCGCGGAUUCAGUCCAAUCCAGCGACGCAAGAUUUCAGACAGACAACAGCGUGUCAAAGAAACCGCAGCCGAGACAACAAUUAUCGAAAGCCAUGGAGCACAUGCGCUUCGCGGUCACUGCCGACCCCAUUCCACACUCGGCUUCUACACCAAAAUCACAACCACCACAGUCUGAAGCCACAGACUCCACGCAAGAGCCCUCCUCCACUUCCACCGAACAACAACAGCCCCCCGCCGAAAACGACGCCUACGGCGUCCCUGCCUCCUUCGCCCCCGUCCGCGCUCCCCAAUCCCGCUCGCACGAUCCCACCAACAACCAAAAGCGCAGCGACCCUUUCGCCUUCGGCUCCCGGUACCUCGAGGAAGGCGACGACAUUUUCGAAUUCAACGCCUGGGACCACGUCACCGUCGACUCCACCUACCUCGCCUUCUCCGAAGAGCAAUACUCCAAGCAGCGUUCCGAACCCGUGUCUGACUUUGACCGCUCGCGCUACAAUGCUCAGCCUGAAAAAUGGUGGAACCAGUUUUACAAAAACAACAAGACAAAUUUUUUUAAAAAUCGAAAGUGGCUCGCGCAGGAGUUUCCGAUCUUAGAAGAGCUCGGCAAGGAAGAUGGCCCAGAGGCUACGCUGUUGGAAGUGGGCGCUGGCGCGGGAAAUAGUGCGUUUCCGAUUUUGCAGAGGAGUAGGAAUCAGAGGCUCAAGAUUCAUGCGUGUGAUUUUUCGAAGAAGGCGGUUGAGUUGAUCAGGAAUCAUGAACUCUACGACCCGGCACGUAUCCAGGCGGAUGUUUGGGACGUCGCGUCCCCUUCUACCGCUGAAAACGGGGGUUUACCGCCUGGCCUGGCGGAAUCCAGUGUCGAUGUCGUGCUCAUGAUUUUCAUCUUUAGUGCGCUGAGUCCGGAGCAGUGGGCGCAGGCUGUGGAUAAUAUCUGGCGCGUACUCAAGCCGGGUGGGCAAGUGCUAUUUCGAGACUACGGCCGCGGGGAUCUCGCCCAGGUGCGGUUUAAGAAGGGGAGGUACUUACAGGAGAAUUUUUAUGUGAGGGGAGAUGGCACGAGGGUUUACUUUUUUGAGCAGCAGGAGUUGGAGAAUAUCUGGGCUGGCAAGAUGUCGUCUGGUGGUAGUGCAGAGGAGGAGGAGGAGAAGGAGGAAGGGGGAGAGGGCGCGGAAUCGCAAUUGCAAGAUCAAGUCAAAAAGGUGCGGCUCGAAGAGCAGGCGGAACAAAGACAUGUCUUUGAGGUUGCGCAUAUUGGGGUUGAUAGACGCAUGUUGGUGAAUCGGCAGCGCAGACUGAAAAUGUAUCGCUGUUGGAUGCAGGCAGUUUUUCGCAAGAAGGGGGGUGAGAGUCAAGUUCCCACCAGUACGCUGCGGCAGGAGAAGAAUGAGGGAGAGGAGGGGGAGGAAGAGGAGUAAGUUUGGAUUCAAGGAUAGAUGGAUAGAUUGGGGGUAAAUGAUACCACUUGCACAUGCACAUACAUACAC